GAACUUUUGGCUACGGCCGAACGGCUCCGCUGUGUUCCGACAGGGACUCAGUGUUCCUAGAAUCUGACCAGAUGCAUGAUACCACACCACUGCUGCCCCCCCAGCCGUCACUCUCCCCGUCACCUAAUGCUGCACCCAGGAUGGGAACAUGUGCUGUUGGAAGAAACCGAGCUGGCUCUAAAGUUGGACCAGAAACCAUGAGUGGAAGUGUGCGAUCAUCUAACAGUGGAGGUGGGGUUAGGCCCUGGUUAGGCGGUGAAAGUCGCCCUAGAAGUAUGGCAGAGACACCAUUCACGUCUGAAGCACACUUUGAUCACCGUCAUGAAUCUUGGAGUAAAAGUCAUAAUAGGGUGGACGAAAUAGAAAACCCGAAAGGAAGAAUUGAAUCCCAGUGUAAAAAAGGUCCAGAAAGAAGUUUAUCCGAAAGCAUAAAGCUAUCUGGGAUUAAGACGGAGAAUUCAUCUUCAUCUGCAAGUAAGGAAAAACACAGAAGCCGGUCUGCGGUUGGAAAGAGAACUGAAGAAGUGAAGGUAGACUGUGAACUGAGUGCUGAGGCUAGUACCUGUGCUGUGCAAAAGGUUGAAAACAAGGUUGAGCCUGAGUGUAAUGAAGACAAAAUAAUAAGAUUGGAUGCAAGGACUAAUGGGGAGAAUGAAUCUGUGAUUGUAGAUGUACAAAGACCUGAGCAGUUAGAUACAUUGCAGCACCCUUGUGGGUUGGCUGAUGUAGACGUAUGUGCAGACCAUGAAACAGCCAUUGCCAAAACUGAAACUAUUUUUGAAUCUAAGGUCGAGACUGCACCUAAGACUGAGCAUAGUUCCCAGUCAGGUAAAACAAAUCCAGACCUCAAUAGUGCAAGGCACAGGGAUGAAAGGGAGACCACUACUGUUGAUUGGGGUAAUCCAGAAUUUCUGCCAUAUGAAAAAGCUGAACAAAAGGUCAAUAUGGGCAAAACUGGAUUUAUUGCUCCCAAACCAGAUUUUGAUAGCCAGAAGUUAUCUACCCCCAAACCCAACAGUAGAACUCGCCCUGGAACAGCUACAGGCCUCCGUCCAGGACUAGUCAGCCCCAAACUAGACAGCGGGUUCGGGGAGCAGGAUCCGGCAGCACCCCCAGAUGGCAUGGAGUCCACCUGGCCCCGGAGAGUCAUUGUCAGAAAGAGAACAGUUCGACAAGGCGGCGCACUGCACAACCUACCCAUCCUCCCACCACUCCCAUCUGUUCUCACUGCACUGGAGAAGAGGUUCCCACACCACCUCCCACGUCUAGCUCAUCAUUCUGAGACUCCUUUGACAAAUCUGAUUGGCGCAGUAGGGCGGUGCUCUUUAAAAGAACCCUCCCAUCUAGAGCUGGGUCUCUGUGCCACUGUAGUAAGCAGAGCGUCAUUGAAGGAACAAAACUUAGAGCAGUGGAGGGCCACCAAAGAGCAUAAUGAUCUCAGGAUGCAAAGCAGAAAUAAUAAGAAUCCAGAAGAGUCCACAGCGGAGAAGGAGGAAAAUAAGGUGAAACGUGUAGAGUAUGAUAAACUAAAAUCUAAAGAGGUGACUGGUAGUGCUCAGGGAGAAAAGCAUGACAAAAGCAAUAGCUAUCAAUGUGAGAAGAAUUAUGGUGUGGUCAAAGUAGAGCAUGUCAUAACAAAACAGGUAGAAUCAAGAGACAUUGCACAAGUAGAUAUCCAAGACAGUGUGAAUCAGGAGUACUUGUUAGCGUUAGAAGUAAAGGGGAACAAGGCAGAAGAAAGCACAAGCAAGGUGAUGCCUUCACAAGAGCAACCCAAACCAAAAGAAGAUAAGGUUGGCGGUAAACCAGAAGUCAGAAUAGAUGUAGAAGGAGAAUGGAUGGAAGAGAGGGAUGUUGGCGGGAUGGCCGGGGAGGUGGAGAGCUGGGAUGUGGUGCUGAAGAUGGUCAACACCAUUUGGGAGGAUGGCUGGGCCGGAGGCAGAGCUGCAGGGCCAGUGGAGGAAGGCGACACCGGCUCCAUAUCCGGUUCCUUGCAGCGUUGGCCUCUUCUCAGACCCCCUGCAGGCUUUGGGGGCUCCCACCCAUCGUCCUCGGCUGCUUCAGAGCUCAGCUUGACCGAGCUGGAAAGGAGGGCCAGGGAGCUGGACUCAGACCUCGAGCAUCUCGACCUGUCCCUGCCCCACAGGGAAGCAUACGGUCUGAUGCUUCCCAAGCCGCAGAAGGAAAGGACUGACAUGUACCAAACGCACCCGGGGCCCCAAAGAGAGAAAGGUGCUUUUCUCACAGGUCUAGGGAGCAGGUCUCAGGUCCGUCUAGAGAUGGUUCCUACCAUUACAGAGAAGGUCAUUACGGACGUUGACACCAACUGGUCAGAAAAGUCUGAUGCUGGGGCACCUACCAUAGGCAUCAGCUCCACUAAAGAGGACAGCUCUCCAGACUCAAACCUUACCUUAGAGUCGGAUUCCAGCGGCGUCUUCCUUUCCAUGUCCAACCAGAGCCAAGACGAGAUGGGCUCUGACAGCGAUCAGCCAAUGAGUGGUUCCGACUUGGGCAGCAGCAGCACAUCAUUCGACAGAGAUGGGGAAGAGGCGGGUGCAAAAGAGUGGGGACGUGAGGAGAGUGCUGAGCUGGACUGGUGCUACCCUUCACUCCUCGACCCCUCUUCACAUGAACAUACAGCAGAGGAAGGAAAUGGAGAUGAAAACAAAAACCCAGGAGAUACAAAAAAAGAGACUGUAUCCAUUAAGACCUCAGUUCAGAUGUUCAGUUCAGUUUCGCUCCCAACAUCCCCUUCCAAACAAUUAAUCAAACAAUUCCUCAAUCCCAAUCUACCUAUGAGAAGCUCGGGAUUAGAUUGUGGUGACUUGGAUCCCUUUAUCCAAUCAGAUAGCUUUGUUUACCUUGCAGUGUCCACAAGCUCCAGCCCCCAGGCUGAGAAAACCGAAGCCAUAGACAAACCCCCCCAUGGGGCCAUCCAAGUCAUCUCAAACCAGGGACCCAGCUUGCCCCGAGCUCACGAGGACUCCUCCCCCGCACAGAAGGCUGUCGUCAAGGUGACUCAUCUUGUGCCCCAGCGUCCAGAGGGAGAAGACUUCCUGUCCACGGAUAGUUUUGUUUACCUCGCUGCUCCAGCAUGUCUCUUACUGGGCCCAGAAGGAACUGCACCCUACGGUACAAGGGACUCUGAUUCGGACAGCUCUGGAUCUGGCGCCGCUGACAUGUCGGUGCUGGGCUGCGGAUCCCUGGCCGGGGACAGCGACUGGGACUCGGACGCUUCGGACUCAUACCCCCAUCGCCCUUCUUCCAGAGUCCCCGGUGCCAGCGACAGGCCUCCGUCUGGCCCCGUCCAUCCGAAACGCCACCCCACCACUGAGCCCAGCUGGGACCUGUUCCAAGAUGUCACCGAGCCGGAAGUACUGCCUGAACUGCUCGACGAAGAAGGCCACGAAGAAAGCGACGAAGAAGGCGACGAAGAAGGCGACGAAGACGGUGCCACCAGCGGCAGCAACAACCUAAACAACAAUGUCACCACGGUUACAGUUGCGGCUACAACUAUGGUAAUAACCACCCCCGGGUUCGUCAACGAGGUGACUCCCGAGCCAGCAGACGAGAUGGCAAAAGCCGUUGCGACGUUGGAGCAGGCGUCCACCACCAAGAAGGUGACAUGGCAGUUCAAGCCGGCGCAGAGAUCUGUGUGCACAGGAAGCAGGAAAGAGAAAGAACCAUCAAGGUCGUCAUCACUGAGGUACGCCGACCAGGGACCGGAAGAGGCGCACUGUCCCUUACCAUCGUCGCCCUCUUCUUCCUCCUCACCAUCCUCAUCAUCGUCCUCUGGUUGAGGUGCAGUACAGACACAGUUUUCCUGGUCUUACUAUUGGAUCUCAGUGUGUGUAGCGGUACGGGUGUAGGAUAUCAGAAUACACACAGGCUUAAGACCCUUAUGUUGAGUUCAAAAUGUUCCAACUCGGGGAUUGACAUUUUAACUUGCAUUGCUGCAAUAAAAGAAAAGUUUCAUAUUUGAGUAUACAAAGGCACUAAAUAUAAAAAAAAAUGAAAUUUGCUGAAACAAAUGCACCAACAAUAAAUUAGCCAACUGAAUAAGGAUUUAGCAUUAUUUUUUGUAUAAAGAUGGGUUUCAGAUUAUUUAUAGUACUAUGGUUUACUGCACUUGGGAAUAUAGGGAGAAUAUUCUUCGAGGUUGCUGUAAGAAAUUAUUUCCUUUAGCAUCCAGGAAUAAUAAGUUAGUGGAAAAUAAAGGAAAGGUUUAUUUCACUAUUCAGCAAAGGCUUUUCGUUUUUUGUUGUUAUGGCUAAUGCUAACUGUAAAGCUGGGCAACGUAGAUGGUUUAUAUUUAUGGUUCAUGGUUAUGGUAUAUGGUUUGUAUCAAUGUAAAUACACAUACAUUUAUAUUGCUGCUGCUAAUUCUGUUUGUACCACUUGGACAAUGGAUAGUCUAGUUAAAUGCAGAAUGGGAUUCAAAUUUAAGUUAAUACUUGAGGGACGGACGUAUCUAACUGAUGAUUGAUUUGGCCCGAACGUCAUAAUAAUUUCAUCGACAAUGUUAACUUUAACAAAAAGGCUCCUUUUGUGGCAAAAAUAACAUAACAUUUUGUAUUUUGUAUCAUAUGAUCAGUUAUA
Molecule: messenger RNA, 4599 nt
Organism: Gadus chalcogrammus (walleye pollock)
Lineage: Eukaryota; Metazoa; Chordata; Actinopteri; Gadiformes; Gadidae
Exons: 4
Coding region: 72-3800 (1242 amino acids)
Source: RefSeq, a predicted model, not a curated record